CACGUAAACAACAACUACAACAACAAAAACUCAUUUGAAUUGCAAUAAAUAAAACAACAAGAACAACAAGCACGUACACAAUGUGACAAUAAAACAGUGAGCGCAGUAGCAGCUAGAAAGCUAAAAAGGAAUUUAAUUGCACGCACUAGACGAGAAGUAGCUAUAAAUGAAGCAGCAAAAACAGCAAAAACAGUCAAGAAAUCCAAAACACCAAAAACAGCAGAAACAGUGAUAAAGCCAGAAACGCACAAGCAGAGAGAAUUCGGCAAAGCGGCCGCAGAAAUUAUACAAAAACCAAAUCAAGCCAAACCAAACCAAACCAAAACCAAACCAAAACCAAAACAAAACCAAAACCAAACUUCCCUGUCUUGCCGAAUGUCCUUGCACCUUUAAGCUCUCGCUGUGUGUGUACAAUCCCGUUCACAUAUGUGUGUAUGUGUGUGUGUAUCCCCAGCCACCAACCCCCAAUCCACAUCCGUACCACGAUCGGUGUCCGUGUUUGUCGUGUAGCACCACCUAGAACAAUCCAGCACUAUCAAAUCAAUUCAAAAAUAAAAUAGAAAAGCACCCUUCAACAAUCACAAAAUAUAUACCACCUGCAAUACCAGCAACACUUGCAACAGCAAUCGCAAACGCAAUCGCAAUCGCAGUCGCAGUCGACACUGCGGUGCAGCCACCUUGAGAGCCAGUUGAACCACCGAUCUCUGGGGCUGACAGGUCAGAGUGAACAACCCUAGCCAAUCCAUAGCCACCUGGUAGCUCCCGAUAGCUCCCCCGAUUGAUCCACUCCACCUAACCACAUACCAGCACCACAAUUGCACAUUACUACCAUAGAUAUCCCCGGCAGUACUACUACCGCAUGGAGCGCGGCAGCAGCGGUGGUCAGCAGUCAUCGCAGCAGCAGCACCACCAGCAGCAACAGUCGUCGUCGCAGCAGCACCACCAGCAGCAGUCGUCGCACCAUCAGCAGCAGUCGUCGCACCAUCAACAGCAACGACACCAUCAGCAUGUGGUGGCCGUGCACAGUUUCGAUCCGUAUCUGACCGCCGGCGGGGCGGACGAGGAGCACACGUCGGGCACCUCGUCCUUUGACAAUCCCGCCACCAAAAAGAAACCGCCCAAGCUGAAGCCCAUCCAUCGAUCCCUGUCCAUGGCCAUCGAUAAUUAUGCACCCUCUUCCGGCGAUCUCGACAUGGAUUUGGAUAUGGAAAUGGGCAUGGAGAUGGGCAUGGACAUGGACCUGGACAUGGAGAUGGAUCUGGAGGGCGAGGGCAUUGUCAUCAGUGAGAAGCCGCUGAUCCACCGCUCGGCCUCGCCCCUGCCCCAUUCCCGAUCCGGCGCCCUACCCCCGCAGACCCUAGCAAUCCCAGCACAACAACAACAACAACAACACCAUCCUAGUCAGCGUGGCAUGGGUGGUGGUGGUGGCGGACCCGGCAGUGGUGCCGUUUCGCCAGCCCUAUCUGCCCGCCAGCAACACCAUCAUCUCCUCCAACAACAACAACAACAACACCAGCAACACCAUCAGCAACAACAACACCAGCAACACCAACAACAACAACAACAGCAACAUCAGUUGCAUUUGCACACUUUUCAGCAACUUGCUGCACAGGCAGCUGCUGCCCGGCAUCAACAAACAACCCACCAGCAGCAUUCACUAUCGCACCGCCAACAUCCGCAACAACAUACGCAUCCACAUCAGCUUCAACAUCCGCAUCCGCAUCCGCAUCAGCAUGCGCACUCGAAGAGCUCACCAACCUCACACGCGGUUAGCCCGGUGCUGGGCCAGCAGCACCGCCAGCAGCCGGACAUUUACCUGGUCAGCAGCAGCAGCAGCCUGGGCGAUGGUGUCGGUGUGGGCAGCUUGGGUGUGGGCGUAGGCGGCAUGGGCCUGGGCGUGGGCCUGGGCGGCAUGGGUAUGGGCAGAUCGUUGGGCGGGAGCACAUCGCCCAUUCAGUUUAUCGAUAUGGACGAUAUGCCCAAUCCAACAAUUGCCCCCGCCCAACGCCCAAUGCACACGCAUCCGCUGAAGAAGAACCUAUUCCGGCGAUCCGACACCAUUGACGUCCAUCCGUCUACCAAUUUUCAGAUGAAGAAAACGCAUUCCUUCCACGCGCAACAGGAUCCCGCCGCCCUGGACCAAAUACAGCUGGCCGUUGCAGCCGGCUCGGGGGCCUCAAGUCGUCGCACCAGUUCGGUGAGGGGCAACUUCCUAAUGCCCGGUCCACCCGCGGGCGCCAAAGAAAUAUCCCGUUCGCCUUCGCCGAGCCGAAGGGGCUGUCGUUCGCAUCGAUCGUUCAAUGAUCCGGCUCGAAGGCCCAGUGUUAAACCGGAAUCGGUGGUGGAGUCGCAGAUACGACAUCCAUCGCUGAACGAUGACCUAAUGGAACCGAUGAACGGACGCAAUCUGUUUGCGGCACCCACCAAUCUGUCGCUGGAAAAUGAACUCUUCGUGGAUACACGUUCGCGGAGCAACAGUCACACCAAAAUGGAGGAGCUGGGCCUGGCGGAGAUCACUGCCGCUGCCGUCGCCGUGCAGCGAUUGCGCAAGAGCUCCGGAGCGGGAUCCUUUGAGGAUACAGCCGCCGGCCAUAGUGCCACCCACCCGCCUUCCGCUGCGAAUAGCGUUAAGCAGAAGCGGGAAUCACACCACCCCCACACCCGCCAAGUGAGUACCCACAGUUUGGAGCUGGACGGACGUCCCUCGACUUCGGCGGCAGCAGCAGCGGCGGCCGCCGCGGCAGGCGGACAUGGCCUGCAGCUUCACAGUGCGGCGGCGGCGGCCAGUGCGGCGUACCACUUCAAGCGGGGCGCCCAGAUGGGUCGCUCGCUCUAUCUGUCGCCCAGCAAUCUGGAGGAGCUAGCCGUCCACCGGCCAGGUGUUCUAGCAGCAGCAGCGGCCUUCCAGGGCACCAAUGCCAGUGCCAGUGUCAAGCAGGCCAAAGCCCUGCACAGCGCCAGCGUUCGACUGCGCAGCUAUCGGGAGACGCUGAGCGCCUCCAAGAAGUCCAAGAGCUUUAUCGGGGACGCCAGUGCUGGCAGCGGUCCGCAGGCGGGCGACGAAUUCGAGCUUAGCUCACCCCACCGACGCAACAGUCGCCCGCUAUCCACAGUUGUGCCUGGCUCGAGCAUCGAGGAGAUCAAGCGGAGUCCACGACCCAUUUCCGCGUCGGCGGCGGCGGCUGCCUUUCUGGAGGAGAAGCGACCGAGCUUCGAGAGGAAAUCAUCGCUGACGUAUGACCACGAGCUAAGCGAUGCCGCCUUUGCUGCCCAGGUGCUGAGGCCGUUCCAUCACAAGUUGGCUGCCGGAAGGAAGGGCUCCGUAAGUGGGGGAUCCCACAAACUGAAGAAGAAGUCGCUGAGCGAUGAAACCGACGAGGAGGAGGCGGCGGAUCGCAAGCGCAAGCGGAUCGUAUGCAUCGUUCUAUCCACGGUCCUGCUGUGCUUGGUCUGUGCCAGCGUAUUCGUGCUGACCAUCACGCUGACCUCCAGCUCCGGCCAGGGCGGAAAGAAGGCGCAUUCGUUCAGCAGGGACACACCCGUCCACUGGACGGGCAUGCGGCCCUCAUGAACUCCAACGCAGAGGCUGUGCUUUGGGCAACUCACCUACCUGCCAGCUGGUUAUCCCCUGACUUUGGAUUCGAUUUCGUUAACGUUUGCGUUUUCGCUUCCGCUUCGAAUUGGUCCUGUCGUUCCGCUCUACGUUUUGUUUCCUCUGUGUCUCCGGGUCUCUGGUUGCGCCGGACUGCCCAACUGACGUUCAACGACUGCGGGAGAGGAGGAAAUAGAGGAGCUGCAGCAGCAACUAGCGAAGAGUCUUGCGACAGGAAAACGAGAGGAGCUACCGCGAGAAUCUGGAGCGCACCUUGAUGAUGAAGAACCGCACCGAGCUGAAUCUGCAGCGCCACC
Drosophila elegans is the source of this 3909-nucleotide messenger RNA. RefSeq lists its product as uncharacterized. Bases 860 to 3571 code for a protein of 903 amino acids. NCBI's taxonomy places the organism in Eukaryota, Metazoa, Arthropoda, Insecta, Diptera, Drosophilidae. The record is from RefSeq and is a predicted model, not a curated record. The transcript has 2 exons.